Anoplopoma fimbria (sablefish) is the source of this 1311-nucleotide messenger RNA. Its product is annotated as zinc finger protein 236-like. Gene Ontology annotation, molecular function: RNA polymerase II cis-regulatory region sequence-specific DNA binding; DNA-binding transcription factor activity, RNA polymerase II-specific. The transcript is spliced from 2 exons. Gene Ontology annotation, biological process: regulation of DNA-templated transcription. The record is from RefSeq and is a predicted model, not a curated record. Bases 1 to 1092 code for a protein of 363 amino acids. Lineage: Eukaryota; Metazoa; Chordata; Actinopteri; Perciformes; Anoplopomatidae.
AUGCUUCUUCCGGUUGCACCGUUAUUACCGAAGAAGAAGAAGAAGAAGAAGAAGAAGAAGAAGAAGGAGUCUCAUCCUGGAAGUGGUCGUCGCUGUUUACUUCCACGGUUCUGCUGCGUUCAAACAACACAGACAUACAGAGUUCAGGCGUCUUCUUUCUUCUUUCUUCUCCUCUGUGUGUGGAAGAUGUCCAGACUUCAGAGUCUGAAGCUGUUCGUCCAGCAGCGGCUCACUGCGGCUGUCGAGGACAUCUUUGGACAUUUCGAGAGAACGAUAGCUGAGUGUGAAGAGGAGAUGGACCUCCGCCAUCGAAAACUGCUCCAGGUGGUUUCAUCACCUGGAACAGACGUCCAGCAGCUGUUGGUGGCUAAAGAAAAGGUUCCCACUGAGCAGCAGGAGUGGAGCUCCAGUCUGGACCCGGAGGACCCAGAACCCCCACACAUUAAAGAGGAACAGGAGGAACUCUGGACCAGUCAGGAGGGAGAGCAGCUUCAAGGACUAGAGGAGGCUGAUGCCAAGUUCUCAAUCACUCCUGUGAAGAGAGAUGAAGAGGAAGCUCAGUCCUCACAGCUUCAUCAAAGACAAACUGAACAGACAGAAACAGAAGCUGAUGGAGAGGACUGUGGAGGACCAGAACCAGACAGGAACUCAGAUCCAGACAAACAUCCAGAAUCAGAUACUGAUGACUCUUCUGAACCUGAGACUGAUGACAGUGAGGAUUGGAAACAGAAAAAAAAACACCAAUCAGGUUCAAACUCUCUAAAAAAUGUCCUCGAUGAGAGAUGUAUUACUGACAAGCACCUGUGCAUCUGCUCCGAGUGCGGGAAAAGAUUUGGCAACAGGACGAAUCUGAAGGUACACAUGUUAAUCCACACGGGAAUCAGACCCUUUUUUUGCACGCUUUGCCAUAAAAGAUUUCCUCAGAAGAGAAAACUAAAGCGUCACAUGAAAUGUCACAUACCAGGAAAACCGUACAGCUGUUCAGUUUGUAAAGAACGUUUUAGAUACAGCGGAGAUGUUAAGCGACAUAUGGGAAGUCACACAGCAGAGACACCGUCUACGAGGAGCCAAUCCAGACUGAUCGGGGAUUAAAUGAAAAACUAAAACACAUUUUCAGUUGAUCUUUGGUUAUUUGUUGACAUGAAGUGACGCAGGCAAACUGCAGUUUAAUACUGUGAGCAGUACUUUUUUUUUUGUAUAACUUGUAUAAUUAUUCAAUUCAAUUCAGUUUAUUUUGUAUAGCCCAGAAUUACAAAUUUGCCUCAGAGGGCUUUACAAUCUGUACACAUGUGACAUCCUCUGUCCUUACAC